AUGGCCUCUGAUUUAAAGAUAGUGUGUUUUCGUCAUUGUUGUUCGAAAAGCGUCUUCUGUAAAAGUGUUCCCAAAGUAUGCCCAAUUUGUCAAUUAUGUAUCGCAGAUUAUAAAACAAUGCCUUUUCUGGUUCCAUAUCCAUAUACAAAUGCAGCAUAUGAGCCAAAUUCUAUAGUUGUAAGGCCAGCUUAUGGCAAUUUUUUAAAUAAUUAUCAUAUUGUAAAUGACUUGCACAUAGGAAUAACAAACUCAGAAGGAAUUGUUUUUGAAUAUGACAAAAAGGGUUUAAUAUUAAAUGACAAUACAAAAUGGAUGAAUUGUAUCGCAGUAAACAUAAUUCCUUCAUCUUGGGACUGUUAUUGGAAUAAAACACUAAAACUGAUGUUAAAAGAUUCAAAAUGGAAAUCUGAAAAUUAUGAUGAAAUUUUAAUGAAUUGUUUUAACUUUGUUAUAGAGUUUAUAAAUAACUUAAAAUAUAUGGAUGUGAAUUUUAUAAAUAAAGAAACUAUAUGUGAAAAGUUGAUAUUACCCAAACUGAAAGAUGCACUUACAUAUAAUUCCUUAGUCAUGAAGUUAAAAAGUACUGAAUUUCUUAUAUCUUAG
Messenger RNA from Eufriesea mexicana, 603 nucleotides. Its product is annotated as MKRN2 opposite strand protein. The transcript has a single exon. The record is from RefSeq and is a predicted model, not a curated record. NCBI's taxonomy places the organism in Eukaryota, Metazoa, Arthropoda, Insecta, Hymenoptera, Apidae. Bases 1 to 603 code for a protein of 200 amino acids.